Molecule: messenger RNA, 3374 nt
Organism: Anguilla rostrata (American eel)
Lineage: Eukaryota; Metazoa; Chordata; Actinopteri; Anguilliformes; Anguillidae
Product: BCL2/adenovirus E1B 19 kDa protein-interacting protein 3-like
Exons: 6
Coding region: 247-855 (202 amino acids)
Biological process (GO): mitochondrial outer membrane permeabilization; positive regulation of apoptotic process
Cellular component (GO): endoplasmic reticulum; mitochondrial outer membrane; nuclear envelope
Source: RefSeq, a predicted model, not a curated record
UUACGGGUUACAACAGGUCAACAGUGGAUUGCGUCACUGUUUAUGUUGAUGUCGUGCGAUAUUACAGUUACUUCUAGCUGUGGUAGGACAAGUUGUGUCGUGAUAGCUGUUGUCUGUUAGUAACUCCAUAGCCAGAGAGCUAGAUAGGAUUCCGUUUUAUUUAUUUAUUUUUUAGCAAGCAGUCGGUAUUGUUCUCUAAAUUGUAGAGGUUUAUCAAGUAGUCUGGCGUAGCUCAGAAGAACAGACAUGUCUUCUGAUAAACAAAGUAACUCUGAUGAAAAUUUGCAAGGUUCCUGGGUGGAGCUGCACUACAGCAGCAACGGCUCGGGGAGCCCGGGACAGGCGGGGGGGCAGGCGGCGGGACAGGAGCAGCAGGUCCGCCCUGCCGCCCCGGAGGGGGACAUGGAGCGGAUGCUUCUGGAAGCUCAGCACGAGUCCGGCAGGAGCAGCUCCAGAGGAAGUUCGCACUGCGACAGUCCUCCAAGAUCCCAGACUCCUUUGCAGCUUCAGAGAAGCUCAGAGGUGCACACUGGAGAAAAGAGCAGCUCACAGUCUGAAGAAGAUUUCUUGGAGAGAAGACAGGAAAUUGACAAUUUAAUGAAGAGAAAUGCUGACUGGAUCUGGGACUGGUCGAGUCGCCCCGAAAACGCUCCGCCCAAAGAGCUCCUCCUAAAGCACCCGAAACGUUCCGGAACGCUCAGCAUACGGAACACCGGGAUUAUGAAGAAGGGCGGCGUCUUCUCGCCCGAGUUCCUGAAGGUGUUCCUCCCUUCUCUGCUCCUGUCCCACAUACUGGCCGUGGGGCUCGGGAUCUAUAUCGGAAGACGUCUGACCACCUCUGCCGCUACUUUCUGAAAACGCACCGUGGGAACACAACUCGGCAUUUAUCGUCAUGAUAGGAUACCCUGCACAACUCGCCAUCCCAUGAUUCAAUGCUCAGAGCCGAACAGGCUUGGUCAUGUGACUUAGUGUCCAGGCUGUGGUUGGCCCCACUGCCUGCUGUGUUAGUGUUGAUUGGACUCGGGUCUCAUACCUGACAGUCCAGAAAAGCUCCGUUAUAUCCACGUCACUGCUAUUGGACCAGCGGCCAUUUCAGUUUAAAAACCUGCCUUCUACUGGACAGACUUUGCUUUGAAGUGCAUUUUGUAGGCAUAUUGAUUUAAUAAGUACACUAUACAGAAAAUGCUGAGGUGUCACACGAAAAGCAUAUUUCACAGUACACUGCGGUUUUCAGUAACAAACCCAACAGAGGAAACAGACGUACAGCUGCUAAGAAAAAAGGGAAAUAUUUUAGGGAAGGAAGGAGUUUCAGAAAUCAUAAAAUGUGAUGUUUUGCUGGAAUAAGUUUUAUUUGCUGUGGUUUUGCGUAUCGUGUUUUUACCUGGUUCUAGAGUAGAAUGUAAUCAAAGAACUGAUCCAUUUGUAAAAUCCAAGUUGAAAAAGCUGAUUCCAUUUACAGUGGGUGUGCAUUCUGCCUGAAAUUGCAAUUCCGGUAAUUGCAUUGGGUAUUAUUAUUAUUAUUAUUAUUAUAAAUAUUAUUAUUACUACUGCAGGUACAGUUUUAAUUUUGACUUGAUCUAGCCCUUAGACAAGCCUGAAAAUUAAUAUGGAAUGGCCUCAAAUGCAUGCAAGGGAUCAGUAAUUCUGAUUAUAUAACAGAAAAACAUCAGUCAUAUAGCCUAAUCAGGACUUCCACAAGGAACCGAGAGAGUUUAAGCGGUGAAAGUGACAGGGGUGCCAGUGACGGAAGACGUCUUUUAAAAUGUCUGAACACAGCGUAGAACAGUUUCUCAGGUUGUGCCUAGCGGUGUGCUCUAAGAAACGUACCUUACUAAUUCAGUGAUUUUAAUUAACAGAUUGUGAAGAGCAAUUGCAUAACUUUUAACACUAAAUGAAAACUAAUUGCAUGAGAUCAAUAACCUAGAAUUGCAGCAAUAUAGCACUGUAUUUUCUGGCUUUACAAAUAAUCAUGAAUACCCGUAAAAACAAAUAAUCCAAAUAUAUUCAUCCAGAUUAUUCUCCAUAGAAUCGUUUAAGAUAAAAUCCUGAGUAAAAUAUAAUAAAAUCCAGUGUGUAAGAACGUGUACUGAAUGAAUCUCGUGGCUCCUUUGUUGAAUGACUGAGCCAAACCAAGCAUAUGCACAUUAGAAAUGAAACAGCAAACACUGAAGAUCAUUCCAGAUGAUAGUUCCCAUUUCUAGUGUCCAAAACAUUUCAGAAGGCCUGAAAUCAAUGAUGUCAUCCAGAUUCAAGCUUCAAGUGCUUCUGUGGUCAUACCGAGCCUUGGGUACCACACAACAUUUGAAUAUUAGUUUGUCAGAAGUGCCCAUUUGUCCUGAUAAUUUGGAUUCUUGCAACGCGAAUGUGUGUGUAUGCACACUUCAGUACACACUUAAUAAUCGUUUGAUAACUAAUGGCCACUGAGUGUACAAUUAAAAUUAAUCAAAGAAUGCUACCUCGAUAAUGGAAUGAAUCAUCACUGUUAUGAGAGAGGGAGAGAGAAAGAAAGGCAGAGAGAGAGGGAAUAAUAAACUAAUAAAUGACAGAAGUAAGUUUUAACAUAAGCUAACGGAAGUGGGAGGGGGGAAAACAAAUGGGAAAAGUUGAUAAGUUGUUCCUCACAUUCAAUAUAGCCAGGGUAAAUGCAAGGGUCAAUACAAAAACUGAACUAAAAGGCAAUUCAAAAUAUUUUGGAUAGUUUCACAGUCGAUUUCCUGUCUUCUCAAAUGAAGUUUAGAAUGUACUGUUCUACUACUCUACCUGUUUUCAUACUGGGAGAUUAGUUACAAAUGUCCGCUGUUAAUCAUUCUCUGUCACUAUGAAUAUUGACCAAAAAUAGACCUGCUGCUGGGAAUUACAAGUGUAAAUGAAUUAUUAGAGGUAAUUAGUCACACAUUGGAGAGGGAGUCACAGGCAUAUCAGAUCUUUGCACUGUGAAACUGGUCCAUUUCCCUUUCAAAAUAAAUACCUACUAAUCAUAACGAAAAACAAUUCUUAAUUUUAGACUCUUGAUAAAGCCAGACAACAUUUCAUCAAAUAUCGAGACGGUUGACGCCUGCAACAUGUAUGCUGACUGUUUCCUGGUGUAAACAAAACAAUGUUGAAGACAACGUUGCCUUAAAAAAACAAAAAACAAUUUGUGUUUGAUUAUAUUAUCUGGCCUUCUGUUCUGGUGAAGAUAGGGGGGAUUUGUUAAAGAUGAUUACUGUAAAGGGCAUUCACUGUGGUGUUGAUUUUGAAAUUAUUAUUUGAUUAUUAUUUACCAUUUUUGCAAGCACAUACUGAUCAGUGUGCCCAUUUUAGAUUUGCUUGUUUAAAUAGCAGAAAAUGUGAAAAAAAUACUGUAAGAAUUAAAAUGUUUCAUCAAAAUGCAA